GCUGAGGCGGCGUCCGGGAGUUGUCUUCUGGAAAGGUUGCCUGGCGUUGUCCAACAUGGAGGAGGCACCCGCCGCGGGCGUCACCUGCGAGCGAGACUGAUCCUCACCCGUCAUUGUGGGCAGCGACGCCGGGCCCUGAGCCGCGGGGACUCCGCUGCCGGCACGCCCCGCGGCGGACCCCCGGCUUCCUGACUGGGACGCGGCGCAGGGAGGAAGCGCGGCGGCCCCGAGUCUCCCCGAGCCAUGGGCAAUGAGGCGAGCUUGGAAGGGGAAGGGCUCCCCGAAGGGCUGGCGGCAGCGGCUGCGGCGGCCGCCGGAGGAGGGGCUGGCGGGGCGGGGAGCCCCUUGCCCACCGUGAUUCCAGCCGGGAUGGAGGCAGAUCUGAGCCAGCUGAGCGAAGAGGAGAGGAGACAGAUCGCCGCUGUCAUGUCAAGGGCGCAGGGUCUGCCCAAGGGAAGCGUUCCCGUGGCCGCUGCGGAGCCGCCUUCCUUGCACAGGAAACAAGAGUUGGAUAGUAGUCACCCUUCAAAGCCACCAGGAAAACCGCCAGACCCUGGGCGUCCAGCUCAGCCUGGUCUCAGUAAAAGUAGAACUACAGACACUUUGAGGUCAGAGCAAAAAUUGCCUGGAAGGAGUCCUUCCACUAUUAGUUUGAAAGAAUCAAAGUCUAGAACUGAUUUUAAGGAAGAGCACAAGUCCAGUAUGAUGCCUGGCUUCCUCUCAGAAGUUAACCCUUUAAGUGCUGUCUCCUCUGUUGUAAAUAAGUUCAAUCCUUUUGAUUUGAUAUCAGACUCUGAUGCAUCCCAGGAAGAAACCGCCAAGAAACAAAGAGUAGCUCAGAAGGAACAAGGAAAACCUGAAGGAAUCACAAAGCCUCCAUCACAACAGUCACCCAAGUCAACUCCUAAGCAGCAAGGACCUAUAAGCACCCCACCUCAGCAGGAUGGCUCUCCCAAAUCAGUAUCUUCACAGCAACCAGAAAAAAUGAAAUCACAACCUCCAGGGACUGGAAAGCCAAUUCAGGGGCUUACCCAGGCUCCUCAAACAGAUCAGACAAAAUUACCACUUCAAAGAGAUGCAACUAGGCCUCAGACUAAACAGGUAGACACAGUCAAGGGAGAAUCAGUCAAACCCUCACUGCAAAGCCAAUCCAAGCCACCGCCUCAACAAGCAAGUCCUGGAAAACCUCCAGCCCAGCAUCCUGGACCUGAAAAACUUCCCAUGCCACAGCCUGGACCUGCAAAACCCUCAGCUCAGCAAGCAGGGCCAGCGAAGGCCCUAGCUCAGCCUGGGACAGCAAAGCCCUCAGCUCAGCAGCUGACAAAACCCCCAGCCCAGCCACCAGGGACAGCAAAACCUGCAGCUCAGCAGCCUGGGCCAAAGUCUUCAGCUCAGCCUCCAGGACCAACAAAGCCGCCAGCCCAAUACGUAGGGACACCAAAAUCGCCAGCUCAGCAACCUGGGCCUGUGAAGACUCCAGCACAGCAGGCUGGGCCAGUAAAGUCUCUGGCUCAGCAGCCUGGGCCAGGAAAGACUCCUACUCAGCAGCCAGGCCCAACAAAGCCACCUGCUCAACAGCCUGGCCCAGGAAAAUCCUCAGCACAACAACCUGGCCUAGCAAAACCCUCUGCUCAACAGCCUGGCCCAGCAAAGCCCCCACCUCAGCAGCCUGGCCCAGCAAAGCCCCCAUCUCAACAGCCUGGCCCAGCAAAGCCCUCAGCUCAGCAAUCUACAGAACCAGUAAGCCAGACAGGACCUGGGAAACCUCAGCCACAGACUUCUUCAUCUGCAGCCCAGAUUCCAGUGGAAGGCCCCCCUAAAACCAUCUGUCCUCUUUGCAAUACCACUGAAUUGCUGUUGCACGUUCCCGAAAAGGCCAAUUUUAACACAUGUACUGGAUGUAAAACCACUGUGUGUAGCCUCUGUGGUUUUAACCCCAAUCCUCAUAUAACUGAGGUGAAAGAGUGGCUCUGUUUAAACUGUCAGAUGCAAAGAGCUCUAGGAGGUGACCUGACUCCAAUUCCAUCAUCACCCCAGCCCAAACCGAAGAUAGCCCCAGUUACCCCUGCAUCCUUGGUGAGCAAACCAUCUCCACAGUCACAGCAGAUUUCUCCAAAGAAGGAUACUGCACCAAAGCAGGAUAUCUCAAAGGCACCUGAGUCUAAAAAGCCCCCACCACUAGUAAAGCAACCAACCCUUCAUGGUUCUCCCCCAACCCUGGCCAAGCAGCCUCCUGUGGCAGAGCCCUCAUCUAAGCCAGCCCCUCCCAAAGAGGCCUCUGUCCCAUCUGAGCAGGUCAAGGUCUCCAUGGCUGACGAUGAAAUAAAACAGCCCAAGACAGCAAAGUCAGCCACAGACAUUGUGUCUUCUUCGUCAACAGCAACAAGACCUGAUAUUCCAAGCUCCAAAGUACAAUCGCAGGAUCAAGAGAAAACCCCUGCUCCUCUAAAACCAGACUCUGCCAAACCUUCACAGAGUUUUCCACCAACAGGAGAAAAAGUUACCCCAUUUGAUUCUAAAGUCAUACCUCGACCUGCAUCAGAUUCAAAAAUUAUUUCACAUCCUGGACCUAGUAUGGAGAGCAAAGGUCAGAAACAAGUUGAUCCAGUUCAAAAGAAGGAAGAACCCAAGAAAGCACAAACCAAAAUUGGUCCUAAGCCAGAUGCCAAGCCCAUGCCAAAAGGGUCACCGACACCUCCGGGCCCCCGACCUACCAUUAGCCAAACUGCCCCCCCAUCUCAACAGCCACCAAAGCCUCAGGAGCAGUCAAGACGUUUUAGUCUGAAUCUAGGAGGUAUUACUGAUGCUCCUAAAUCACAGCCCACCACUCCUCAGGAAACUGUGACUGGGAAACUCUUUGGGUUUGGAGCAUCAAUCUUUAGCCAGGCAUCAACUCUAAUCUCUACAGCAGGCCAGCCUGGAUCUCAUUCACAAAGUGGGCCAGGAGGCCCAGCAAAACAAGUCUCUUCUCCUUCCCAACCACCUCCUUCUCAGGGGCCACCCAAAUCUACCAGUCAGGCACCUCCAGCACCUGCAAAAGCUGUACCUGUGAAAAAAGAAACAAAAGCUCCAGGAGCUGAAAAGUUAGAGCCCAAAGCUGAACAAGUUCUGUCAGGAAAAAGAACAGAAACAGAAAAGAAGCCCCUGCCAGUUAAGGAUAGCAAACCUUCGACAGCUGAGCCUCAAAAGGCUGCCCUGCCCCCGAAACUAGAGAAAACCCCCAAACCAGAAUCAGCCUGUCCUCUCUGCAAAACCGAACUUAACAUAGGUUCUAAGGAUCCUCCCAACUUCAACACUUGCACUGAAUGCAAGAAUCAAGUGUGUAACCUCUGUGGAUUUAACCCUACUCCGCACCUGACUGAGAUUCAAGAAUGGCUUUGUUUAAAUUGCCAGACCCAGAGAGCAAUAUCAGGACAGCUUGGAGACAUAGACAAAAUGCCUCCUAUACCAUCAGGACCAAAAACCUCUCCUAUACCUGUCUCUACAGAACAAUCACCUCAGAAAACAGCAAUACCUGGUCAAGUAAAAGUUAAAAAGAAGGAACAAGAAGUAAAAACAAAAGGUGAAAAAAUCGUUCCAGAAAAAGUAAAAGAAACACCUUCCAUUGAAAAAAUGUCCCCUAAGGUAACCACCGAUCAAAAACAAGAUGAGAGUAAACAAGAAAAAGUCAAAGCUUUAGCCCCUCAAGAAAAAAAGGCAAUCUCUGAAGAAAAAAAGCCACUUUCUGAAGAAAAAAAGCCAACCACUGAAGAAAAACGACCACCUCCUGAGGAAAAAAGGCCACCUCCUACAGACAAAAAGCCACCCCUUGGAGAAAAAAGGCCACCUUCUGAAGAAAAAAAGCCACCUCUUGAAGAAAAAAGACCACCUCCUGAGGAAAAAAGGCCACCUCCUGGAGACAAAAAGCCACCCCUUGGAGAAAAAAGGCCACCUUCUGAAGAAAAAAAGGCACCUCCUGAAGAAAAAAGGCCACCUCCUGAAGAAAAAAAGCCACCUCUUGAAGAAAAAAGGCCACCUCUUGAAGACAAAAAGCCACCUCCUGAAGAAAAAAGGCCACCUCCUGAAGAAAAAAGGCCACCUCCUGAAGAAAAAAAGCCACCUCUUGAAAUAAAAAAGCCAGCUCCUAAAGACCAAAUGCCAACCCCUCAAGAAAAAAAGUUUCCCCCAGGAGCAAAAACAUUAGCUCUAGAGGAGGAACAGAAACAUGAGUUACUUAAAACUCAAGUACAAAUCAAUGAAGAAAUGCUUGAAGGCAGAAUGGCUCCACAGGCAACCCAGGAAAAGAAACCAUCACAGAUGGAGAGGGAGGACUUAGCAUCUGGAAUGUUUCAGACUCUGCCUGAGGAAGAUGAUGGGAAAACUGAAAAAAUAAAAGAUCAGCCACAGGCAGUUGGCACAGCAAAGCCUGAUCAGGUGGAACCUGGGAAAGAAAAAACAGAAAAGGAAGAUGACAAAUCAGACACAUCAAGUUCUCAACAGCCCAAAAGCCCACAAGGUCUGAGUGACACAGGAUAUUCUUCUGAUGGCAUAUCAGGUUCACUUGGUGAAAUUCCAAGUCUUAUUCCAAGUGAUGAAAAGGAUUUGCUGAAGGGACUCAAGAAGGACUCUUUUUUACAAGAAAGCAGCCUCUCCAGCUCCUCAGAUUUGGCUAAGUUAGAAAGUACUGUCCUCUCCAUUUUGGAAGCCCAGGCAAGUACACUUGUUGAAGACAAGUCAGGAAAGAAAACACAACCUCAAGUGGUUUCUCCUGAACCACCUAAGGAUGAGCAUAAAACUCAGAGUUUAACUGAAACACUAGAAACUAUAAUUUCGGAAGAGAAGCUCAAAGAGAGUCAAGAAGAAAAAGAUGAAUUUAUGAAAGAUGGCCAAAAAGAUUCUGCUUCCAGAAAGGACCACAAAGAAAAGUCUGAGUUUUUUGAUGACAUAGCUACAAGAAGACAGCCUUAUGAUUCAGUUGAAGACAGUAGUGAAAGUGAAAACUCACCUGUUCCACAAAGAAAACGGAGAACUAGUAUUGGUUCAUCAAGCAGUGAUGAGUACAAACAGGAAGAUAGUCAAGAAUCAGGUGAAGAGGAGGACUUUAUUCGCAAACAAAUCAUAGAAAUGAGUGCUGAUGAAGAUGCUUCAGGUUCUGAAGAUGAUGAGUUCAUUAGGGACCAGCUCAAAGAGAUCAGUAGUGCUAUUGAGAGCCAAAAGAAGGAAGAAACAAAGGGGAAAGGGAAAGUAACAUCAGGGAAACACAAGCGACUGACUCGAAAAAGUAGCACAAGCUUUGAUGAUGAUGCAGGGAGACGCCAUUCAUGGCAUGAUGAAGAUGAUGAGACAUUUGAUGAAAGUCCUGAAAUUAAAUACAGAGAAACUAAAAGUCAGGAGAGUGAAGAACUUGUAGUUGCUGGCGGCGGAGGGCUACGUCGAUUUAAAACAAUUGAACUCAACAGCACGAUAGCAGAUAAAUACUCUACAGAGUCAUCACAGAAAAAAACAGUAUUGUAUUUUGAUGAAGAGCCAGAAUUAGAAAUGGAAAGCCUGACAGACUCACCAGAAGAUAGGUCAAGAGGGGAAGGAUCUUCAAGUCUUCAUGCUUCCAGCUUCACUCCAGGCACAUCCCCUACAUCAGUGUCAUCACUUGAUGAGGACAGUGACAGUAGCCCAAGUCACAAAAAAGGAGAGAGCAAACAGCAACGCAAAGCUCGGCACAGAUCACAUGGUCCUCUUUUACCCACUAUUGAAGAUUCUUCAGAGGAAGAAGAAUUGAGAGAGGAAGAGGAAUUAUUGAAGGAGCAAGAAAAGCAGCGGGAAUUAGAACAGCAACAAAGAAAGAGUUCUAGUAAAAAAUCAAAGAAAGACAAAGAUGAGCUUCGGGCUCAGAGAAGGAGGGAAAGACCAAAGACACCCCCCAGUAAUCUCUCUCCCAUUGAAGAUGCAUCUCCAACAGAAGAAUUGCGUCAGGCUGCGGAAAUGGAGGAGCUUCAUCGAUCUUCUUGUUCUGAAUAUUCACCUAGCAUAGAGUCAGAUCCAGAAGGUUUUGAAAUAAGCCCAGAAAAAAUCAUAGAAGUGCAAAAAGUUUAUAAAUUGCCCACAGCUGUGUCUUUAUACUCACCAACAGAUGAGCAUUCUAUUAUGCAGAAAGAUGGUGGCCAAAAGGUAUUAAAAAGUGCUGAGGAGAUAUAUGAAGAAAUGAUGCAUAAAACCCACAAAUAUAAAGCUUUUCCAGCUGCAAAUGAACGAGAUGAAAUAUUUGAAAAGGAGCCUUUGUAUGGUGGGAUGCUAAUAGAAGAUUACAUUUAUGAAUCUUUAGUAGAGGACACAUUCACUAGUUCAGUUGAUGGCAGCCUGCUAACAAGGCAAGAAGAUGAAAAUGGGUUUAUGCAGCAGGGAGGGAGAGAGCAAAAAAUAAGACUUCCAGAACAGAUUUAUGAUGAUCCUAUGCAGCAAAUUACAGACCUCCAGAAAGAGUUUUAUGAAUUAGAAAGCUUACACUCUGUUGUGCCUCAAGAAGACAUUGUUUCAAGCUCUUAUAUUAUCCCAGAAAGCCAUGAGAUAGUGGAUCUGGGUAGUAUGGUAACUUCAACCAGUGAAGAAAAAAAAUUACUAGAUGCUGACGCUGCCUAUGAAGAACUCAUGAAGAGGCAACAGAUGCAGUUAACACCUGAAUCCAGUGAACCUCAGCCCCCCAUCAGGGAUGACCUGACAGAAUCUAUUAUGGACUUUGAUAGGUUGCCCGAUGCAUCUUUGACAUCAAGUAUUCUUUCGGGAGCAUCUCUUACAGAUUCAACUAGCAGUGCAACACUCUCUAUUCCAGAUGUUAAAAUAACCCAACAUUUUUCAACAGAGGAAAUUGAAGAUGAAUAUGUAACUGAUUAUACAAGAGAAAUUCAAGAGAUAAUUGCCCAUGAAUCAUUUAUUUUGACAUACUCUGAGCCUUCAGAAAGUGCUACAACUUUUCCACCCUCUGACACACCUUCCCUCACAUCAUCUGUUUCUUCAGUUUGUACCACAGAUAGCUCCUCACCCAUUACCACCCUUGAUAGCAUAACCACAGCUUAUACAGAACCAGUAGACAUAGUAACUAAGUUUGAAGAUUCUGAGAUUUCUUCAUCAACAUAUUUUCCAGGCAGCAUUAUAGACUAUCCAGAAGAAAUAAAUAUAUCUUUAGAUCAGACUACCACACCAGAUGGUAGAACUAGUGCUGAUCAUAUUGAGAUUUCCUUAUCUGAUAUGCCACCUUCUGUCUUAGAAUCUGAAGAAACUAAACCCAAGGGACUACUUGCUGAUACCGUUUCUACUGACUUACCUAUACCUGAAAAAGACCCAGUGAAAAAAGCCAAGAAGGAAACUGGGAAUGGAAUUAUUCUGGAAGUUUUGGAAGCUUACAGAGAUAAAAGGAAGGAGUCAGAGGUUGAACUAACAAAACUUAGCUUAUCUGAAGCUGUGUUUGAUCAACCACCUUCUGGAAUAGUUCUUCCGAUGAAGGAGGAAAUCUCAACUGCAUGCCUUAUGUCCGGAGAAGUCUUUGGUAAAGCAAAACCUGAAUCUCAGUUUCCAUCUGGCAGUCCUUCUGUUUCCUCUCUUCCUACUAGUACACGUGUAUUCUUACGCAGUUCUUCUUUGGACACAUCAGCUCAACCUCCUCCCCCUCCUCCGCCUCCACCACCUCCUCCUCCACCUCCACCUCCUCCUCCUCCCCCACCCCUUCCUCCACCAACCUCACCUAAACCCCCUAUUCAUCCUAAAAAAAAGGUAACAGUUACAGCUCCAGUGACUCUAACUAUGACAGCUAUACCUCUAGUUGACAAUGUUACUACUGUAGAGACCACAGCUGUUCCAAGGAGUAGUGGGUUUCCAGUAACAAAAAUAUAUACCACUGCACCUCCACCUGUUCCUCCUAAGCCAUCUUCAAUUCCAUCUGGACUUGUAUUUACACAUAGACCUGAGCCAAGCAAACCUCCCAUUGCUCCUAAACCCGCAGUUCCUCAGCUUCCAGUAACUACACAAAAACCAACAGAUACACACCCCAAACCAACAGGUCUAUCUUCAACUUCAAAUAUGACAUUAAAUUUAGUCACUACAGCAGAGUAUAAAUUGCCUUCUCCUACCUCCCCUCUUUCCCCUCACUCUAACAAGUCCUCACCAAGAUUUUCCAAAUCUCUCAUGGAAACUUAUGUGGUUAUCACAUUGCCAUCUGAACCCGGGACUCCAACAGAUACUUCAGCUAGUCAAACAAUUACUAGUUGGCCCCUGGGAUCACCCUCCAAAGAUCUGAUUGCCAUUGAACCAGUAUUUUCUGUAGUUCCUUCUGUGAAGGCUGCAGAAAUUUCACAUUCAUCAGAACAGGGCCUGUAUAUCUCAGGAGGUUUGGAGACAUUUUCUGCCAUCCCUAUCACAACACUGUCUUCAUGUCAAGCAGCUCCAAGUUCAGUUACACAGUUUCUUAAAACUGAAGUUUCUAAGGCUGAGGUUUCAGCAGCCAGAAGUACAGUCCCUACUGUUGGUCUCGGCAGUGUGUCUAUAACAAUUCCUCCAGAGCCUCUUGCUUUAGACAACCUAAACUUACAAAAGCAUCAGCGUAAAGAAAACGGAAAGUUGCAACUUAUCGGUGAUGCCAUUGAUUUGCGUACAGUACCAAAAGUGGAAAUUAAAGUAACUGAAAAGUGUAUGGAUCUUUCUGCUUCUACAAUGGAUUUGAAAAGGCAGACCGCAACAAAUGAAGCCUAUGGGAGACAAAUCAGUACUGUCCAACCCUCUAUUAUAAAUCUCAGUGCAACUUCAUCAGUGGUGACUCCAAUAUCCCUGGUCACUGAGACAGUGACUGCUGUCACGUGCACAGUUGGUGCAAGUUACACCACAGGCACAGAGGGCUUUGUGGGUGUAGGACAUGCAACAGCACCACCACUUCAGCUUACUACAUCAAAGCAUGCUGAGCUCCCAUACAGGAUACCAGGUGGCCAGUCCUUUCCUACAGUUAGGCAGGAAGCACCAAUAAAUUUAUCUUUAGGUACUUCAGCACAUGCAAUGGCACUGGCUACUACGAAGCCCGUUACUAUGCCUCCUAUUGGUGUCACAAAUGGAUGGAGUGACAGCACCAUGUCCCGGGGAAUCGCUGAUGGAGAAGUAGUGGAUCUCAGUACAACAAAGUCUCAUAGAACUGUAGUAACAAUGGAUGAAUCUACUUCAGGUGUGGUGACCAAAAUAAUAGAAGAUGAUGAAAAACCUGUUGAUCUGACUGCAGGGAGAAGAGCUGUGUGCUGUGAUAUGGUUUAUAAGUUACCUUUUGGAAGGAGCUGCACAGCACAGCAGCCUGCAACUACUCUUCCUGAGGAUCGUUUUGGUUAUAGGGAUGACCACUAUCAGUAUGAUCGAUCAGGGCCAUAUGGUUACAGAGGGAUUGGGGGAAUGAAACCUUCCAUGUCUGACACUAACUUAGCAGAAGCUGGACAUUUUUUCUAUAAAAGUAAGAAUGCUUUUGAUUAUUCAGGAGAAACUGAUGCAGCAGUAGAUCUAACUUCAGGGAGAAGUUCUGCAGGUGAGGUAAUGGAUUAUUCAAGCAAGACUACAGGUCCAUAUCCAGAAACACGACAAAUCAUUUCAGGAGUUGGGAUUAGUACUCCGCAGUAUUCCACAGCAAGAAUGACUCCACCUCCAGGAUCCCAGUAUGGUGUGGGAAGUGUUUUGAGGUCAACUAAUGGUGUUGUCUAUUCUUCAGUGGCAACUCCAAUCCCUUCCACAUUUGCUAUCACCACACAACCUGGCUCCAUUUUCAGCACCACUGUGAGGGAUCUGUCUGGUGUGCACAUGACUGACGCCGUGACUACAUUAUCCACCUUGCACCAGAGCCAGCCAAUGCCUAGAUCAUAUUUCCUAACAACAGGUGCAUCUGAAACAGACAUUGUAGUAACUGGUAUUGAUAUCAAUGCCAGUCUGCAGACUAUUACUAUGGAAACUCUUACUGCUGAGACAAUAGAUUCAGUUCCCACGUUAACCACAGCGUCUGAAGUGUUUUCUGAAGUGGUGGGAGAUGAAAGUGCUAUUUUAAUUGUCCCUGAAGAAGAUAAACAACAACAGCAGCUAGACUUGGAACGUGAGCUGUUGGAACUGGAAAAAAUUAAGCAACAGCGUUUUGCUGAGGAGUUGGAGUGGGAACGUCAGGAAAUUCAAAGGUUCCGAGAACAAGAAAAGAUCAUGGUUCAAAAAAAGCUAGAGGAACUGCAGUCUAUGAAGCAGCACCUUCUCUAUCAGCAGGAAGAAGAGCGUCAAGCCCAGUUCAUGAUGAGGCAGGAGACAUUAGCUCAGCAACAGUUACAGCUGGAGCAGAUCCAGCAGCUGCAGCAACAGCUUCACCAGCAGCUAGAGGAGCAAAAGAUUCGCCAGAUCUACCAGUAUAACUAUGAUCCUUCUGGAACUGCCUCUCCACAAACAACGACAGAGCAGGCAAUAUUGGAAGGUCAGUAUGCUGCCCCAGAAGGCAGUCAGUUUUGGGCAGCUGAAGAUGCAACCACUACGGCCUCAGCUGUUGUGGCAAUUGAAAUACCACAAAGCCAAGGAUGGUAUACGGUUCAGUCUGAUGGCGUUACUCAGUACAUUGCCCCACCUGGCAUCCUGAGUACAGUUUCAGAAAUACCUUUAACAGAUGUCGUUGUAAAAGAUGAAAAACAACCCAAAAAGAAAAGUUCUGGAGCUAAAGCCCGUGGACAGUAUGAUGAGGUAGGGGAAAAUAUGGCAGAUGAUCCCCGCUCUUUUAAAAAGAUAGUAGACAGUGGUGUACAAACUGAUGAUGAAGAUGCAGCAGAUCGAAGUUACUCGAGUAGGAGAAGGAAAACUAAAAAGAGUGUUGAUACAAGUGUCCAAACUGAUGAUGAAGAUCAGGAUGAAUGGGAUAUGCCUACUAGAUCAAGGAGAAAAGCUCGUGUGGCAAAAUAUGCUGACAGCACUCCAGAGGCUGAGAAGACCAAACCUCUGUCCAAAGUCUCCAGUAUAGCAGUGCAAACAGUGGCAGAGAUAUCUGUGCAAACUGAACCGGUCGGGACCAUACGAACACCUUCGAUACGUGCACGCGUGGAUGCCAAGGUAGAAAUAAUUAAACACAUUUCAGCACCUGAAAAGACUUACAAAGGGGGCAGUUUAGGAUGUCAAACAGAAGCAGAUUCAGACACACAGAGUCCUCAGUAUCUGAGUGCUACAUCUCCACCCAAAGACAAGAAACGCCCAACACCUUUAGAGAUUGGUUAUUCAUCUCACCUUCGGGCAGAUUCCACAGUACAGCUGGCUCCUUCCCCACCCAAAUCUCCAAAAGUCCUUUAUUCACCCAUCUCACCACUUUCACCAGGCAAAGCCUUAGAAUCAGCCUUUGUACCUUAUGAAAAACCCCUCCCCGAUGAUGUAAGUCCACAGAAAGUACUGCAUCCAGAUAUGGCUAAAGUUCCCCCAGCGAGUCCUAAGACAGCCAAGAUGAUGCAGCGGUCCAUGUCUGACCCCAAGCCUCUGAGUCCAACAGCAGAUGAAAAUUCCAGGGCUCCUUUUCAGUAUACCGAGGGCUACACGACAAAAGGUUCUCAAACCAUAACACCCUCUGGCAACCAGAAAAAAGUUAAGAGAACUCUUCCAAACCCACCUCCUGAGGAGACCUCAACAGGAACUCAGUCGACUUACAGCACAAUGGGCACUGUUUCUAGAAGAAGGAUCUGCAGAACCAACACAAUGGCACGAGCCAAGAUUCUCCAGGAUAUAGACAGAGAACUUGAUCUUGUAGAGAGGGAAUCUGCAAAACUUAGAAAGAAACAAGCAGAACUUGAUGAGGAGGAAAAGGAGAUUGACGCCAAGUUACGGUACCUGGAAAUGGGAAUUAACAGGAGGAAAGAGGCAUUGUUAAAGGAGAGAGAAAAGAGAGAGCGAGCCUACCUCCAGGGAGUAGCUGAGGAUAGGGAUUACAUGUCUGACAGUGAGGUGAGCAGCACCAGACCAACCCGAAUAGAAAGUCAGCAUGGAAUAGAGCGACCCAGAACUGCUCCGCAAACAGAAUUCAGCCAGUUUAUCCCCCCGCAGACCCAAACAGAAUCUCAACUGGCUCCUCCCACAAGUCCUUAUACACAGUACCAAUACUCUUCCCCUGCUCUUCCUACCCAAGCACCUACCCCAUACACCCAACAAUCCCAUUUUGAGCAACAAACUCUGUACCACCAGCAGGUUUCACCUUAUCAGACCCAGCCAACGUUCCAAGCUGUGGCAACAAUGUCCUUCACACCUCAGGCUCAACCUACGCCAACCCCACAACCUUCUUAUCAGUUACCAUCACAGAUGAUGGUGAUACAACAAAAGCCACGGCAAACUACAUUAUAUUUGGAGCCCAAGAUAACUUCAAACUAUGAGGUGAUUCGCAACCAACCCCUGAUGAUAGCACCUGUUUCUACUGAUAAUACAUAUGCUGUUUCCCAUCUUGGUAGUAAAUACAAUAGCUUAGACUUGAGAAUAGGUUUGGAGGAGAGGAGUAGCAUGGCGAGCAGUCCGAUAUCAAGCAUAUCUGCAGAUUCUUUUUAUGCAGAUAUUGACCAUCAUACUUCACGAAAUUUUGUCCUAAUUGAUGACAUUGGAGAGAUUACCAAAGGAACAGCAGCAUUAACCACUGCAUUUAGUCUUCAUGAAAAGGAUCUGUCAAAAACAGACCGUCUCCUUAGGACCACCGAAACACGGAGGUCUCAAGAAGUGACAGAUUUCCUAGCACCAUUACAGACUUCCUCCAGAUUGCACAGUUAUGUGAAAGCAGAGGAUGAUCCAAUGGAGGACCCUUAUGAGUUAAAGCUUCUGAAACAUCAGAUUAAACAAGAAUUCCGAAGAGGGGCAGAGAGCUUAGAUCAUCUUGCUGGUCUUUCCCAUUAUUACCAUGCUGAUACUAGCUACAGACAUUUUCCAAAAUCUGAAAAGUACAGCAUUAGUAGACUCACACUUGAAAAACAAGCAGCAAAACAACUACCAGCAGCCAUACUUUAUCAAAAGCAGUCAAAGCAUAAGAAAUCACUGAUUGACCCUAAAAUGUCAAAAUUUUCACCUAUUCAAGAAAGUAGAGACCUUGAACCUGAUUAUUCAAGCUAUAUGACUUCUAGCACUUCAUCUAUUGGUGGAAUUUCUUCCAGAGCAAGACUUCUUCAAGAUGAUAUCACUUUUGGCCUCAGAAAAAAUAUUACUGACCAACAAAAAUUUAUGGGAUCAUCUCUUGGCACAGGACUGGGCACCUUAGGAAAUACCAUACGGUCAGCUCUGCAGGAUGAAGCAGAUAAGCCAUACAGUAGUGGGAGCAGGUCCAGACCUUCUUCCAGACCUUCUUCUGUUUAUGGACUUGAUUUGUCAAUCAAAAGAGAUUCUUCCAGCUCUUCCCUAAGACUGAAAGCUCAAGAGGCCGAAGCUCUAGAUGUUUCCUUUGGUCAUGCAUCACCCUCUGGCAGAACUAAGCCUACCAGUUUGCCUAUUAGCCAGAGUAGAGGAAGAAUACCAAUUGUGGCCCAGAAUUCUGAAGAAGAAAGUCCACUCAGCCCUGUUGGCCAGCCAAUGGGAAUGGCGAGGGCUGCAGCUGGACCGCUGCCACCAAUAUCUGCAGACACCAGAGAUCAGUUUGGAUCCAGUCACUCACUGCCUGAAGUUCAGCAACACAUGAGAGAAGAAUCACGGACUCGAGGCUAUGACCGUGACAUAGCAUUCAUCAUGGAUGACUUCCAACAUGCCAUGUCAGACAGUGAAGCUUAUCACCUACGCCGUGAAGAAACAGAUUGGUUUGACAAACCCAGGGACUCUCGUUUGGAAAAUGGACAUGGUCUGGACCGAAAACUGCCAGAAAGAUUGGUGCACUCUAGACCACUCAGUCAACAUCAAGAGCAGAUCAUACAGAUGAAUGGGAAGACUGUGCACUACAUCUUUCCUCAUGCAAGGAUAAAAAUAACGAGAGACUCUAAGGAUCACACAGUUUCAGGUAAUGGAUUAGGAAUUAGAAUUGUGGGUGGUAAAGAAAUCCCUGGACAUAGCGGAGAAAUUGGAGCCUAUAUCGCCAAGAUUCUUCCUGGGGGAAGUGCAGAACAGACAGGGAGACUUAUGGAAGGGAUGCAAGUACUGGAAUGGAAUGGAGUUCCUUUAACUUCCAAAACGUAUGAAGAAGUGCAGAGUAUCAUUAGUCAGCAAAGUGGGGAAGCAGAAAUAUGUGUAAGACUGGACCUCAAUAUGCUAUCAGAUUCUGAAAAUCCCCAGCAUCUAGAACUUCAUGAACCACCAAAAUCUGUGGAUAAAGCAAAGUCCCCAGGGGUUGAUCCUAAGCAGUUGGCAGCAGAGCUCCAGAAGGUUUCGCUACAGCAGUCACCACUGGUUCUGUCUUCUGUCGUUGAAAAAGGAUCUCAUGUGCAUUCAGGUCCUACAUCAGCAGGAUCCAGUUCUGUUCCCAGCCCUGGGCAACCAGGGUCACCCUCGGUGAGCAAAAAGAAACACAGCAGCAGCAAGCCUACUGAUGCAACAAAGGUUGUCUCUCAUCCAAUUACGGGGGAAAUUCAGCUGCAAAUCAAUUAUGAUCUUGGAAAUCUCAUAAUACAUAUUCUCCAAGCAAGAAACCUAGUCCCUCGAGACAACAAUGGUUAUUCUGACCCCUUUGUUAAAGUGUAUCUUCUUCCAGGGAGAGGUCAAGUCAUGGUUGUCCAGAACGCAAGUGCUGAGUACAAGAGAAGGACUAAAUAUGUUCAGAAAAGUCUUAAUCCUGAGUGGAAUCAAACAGUAAUUUAUAAAAGUAUCUCCAUGGAACAGCUCAAGAAGAAAACACUGGAGGUGACAGUGUGGGAUUAUGAUAGAUUUUCUUCCAAUGACUUUCUUGGUGAGGUAUUGAUUGAUUUAUCUAGCACAUCUCACCUCGAUAACACUCCUAGGUGGUAUCCUCUCAAAGAGCAGACAGAAAGCAUCGACCACGGCAAGUCCCACUCCAUUCAGAGCAGCCAGCAGUCCCCGAAGCCCUCCGUCAUCAAAAGCAGGAGCCAUGGGAUCUUCCCUGACCCAGCCAAGGACAUGCAGGUUCCCACCAUUGAGAAAUCCCAUAGUAGUCCCGGUAGCUCGAAAUCCUCAUCUGAAGGCCAUCUCCGCUCUCAUGGACCAUCUCGCAGCCAAAGCAAAACCAGCGUCACUCAGACCCACCUGGAAGACGCAGGGGCUGCUAUAGCCGCUGCUGAAGCUGCUGUGCAACAACUCCGCCUUCAACCAACAGCACAUAAAAGCGGUCAGUCUAAUCAUGCCAGGAAGCAGCACAGACACAGCAUAGCAGGAGUCCUCCCCAUUCAAAGAACUCAGUCUGAUAAUCUGCCUCCACCAGCCAAUGGCAACCAAGACCAAAGCCAGCUAGCCCUCAGGAAGGUGAUGUCUGAUGGACCAGUCAAGACAGAAGGAGCAAAGCCUACCAAUCACCGGCCUGCAGAAAGCUCCGUGUCCACCGGCUCCUCGGGCAGCAGCUUUGGCAGUGGGUAUAGCGUGGACAGUGAAGGAAGCAGCAGCACUGCAGGGGAGACUAAUCUAUUUCCUAUUCCAAGGAUAGGGAAGAUGGGGCAGAACGGGCAAGAGCCUGUGAAACAGCCAGGAGUAGGAGUGGGACUGGCAGACGCGGAAGUUAAAACUCAGGUAAUGGGAGAAAUCAAGGUUGCGCUGAAGAAAGAAAUGAAGACAGAUGGUGAACAACUGAUAGUUGAAAUUCUCCAGUGCAGAAAUAUCACCUAUAAAUUUAAAUCUCCUGAUCAUCUACCGGAUUUAUAUGUGAAAAUAUAUGUGAUGAACAUCUCUACCCAAAAAAAGGUAAUCAAGAAAAAAACAAGAGUAUGUAGACAUGACCGAGAGCCUUCAUUCAAUGAAACUUUUAGAUUCAGCCUAAGUCCUGCUGGACAUUCUCUGCAGAUUUUACUUUUCUCCAAUGGAGGGAAAUUUAUGAAAAAGACCUUGAUUGGUGAAGCCUGUAUCUGGCUUGACAAAGUGGAUCUCAGAAAAAGAAUAGUCAACUGGCACAAACUUUUGGUCAGUCCUACUCAAACCCACUGAAGUGUGUCUGCUCAGAGUGGAGCAACUGCACUACGUGAUCUCAAAUGAACACUAUAGUUGGAUACUAUUGUACUAAGCUGUGUUUUCUGGGAUGAACCUGAGAGGAGGAACAACGGGCAAAAAUAUACUUAAAGCCUUGUGAAUGUGUUGUGGAACCCAGAAACAAACACAAAUGAACAAGUUUCAUGUAUCGAAGGCCCCCCCGCCCCACCAAAAAAAAAAGGAACUCUGAGACCUUGGAUUUCUUGCAGCUGUCAAGACAAUAUCACAGUGAGAAAAAUGUUGAUUACUCAAUGCAAAAAUCUUUGAACAGAGUUGAGAGAGCUAAAGGCAGAGUGCAAAGAUUAAAAUGGUUUCUAAUGCAAACAAAAGUAAUCCAUUAUGCGAAAAGGAACUUGGUCAAAAGGAAAGAACUGAUGUAACAAAUCUGUUUUCGAAAGUUCAAAAUCUUUUUUCUUCAUCUUAUCUUCUCAGACAACUUACUAUUUUGAGAUUCUUACCUACAAUACACCUACAAUAUGUGUCCACGGCUAGAAGUAAAGUAGCGUGGUCAUAGGAAGAAGAAAACUGAAAGUGUAGAAAUUAUGGCUUUUAGACCACACUGUACAGAUUUUCACUGUGUAAAUGUUACAAGUGUGAACGACACUAAUUUUGAAAUCCAUGUUGUAAAAGCACAUUUGUACAAUUUGAAAUAAUGUAGAAUGAAGAUAAUACUAAGUAGAAAUGGUAUUACAUUUAUGUAGAAAUAAAGCCAGGAUGGUAAAGACAAUAUUGCACCACAAAAUAUUGGAACCCUGGUUGAAAACGAAAUCUUCAUAACUUACCCUUAUACCAAGACAUUUGCAAUCUACAUACCAAAGGACACAGAUUAAAUUGGUAUGUUCUAGCAGGCAUGGUAAUUCUUUCUUUGUGGAAUUGCAAAUGAAUGUAUUAUCCCACAUAUUUCAUUUCUUUUAAAUGAUAUAUUGACGGAGUGAAAAUUCUUCCUCUGGCAAACAAGUCAUAGUAAUCCGUGGCAUUCAUUAAUUAAACCGGUGUCAUUUUCUGCUCUUUUAUCAUUGUUUGCCUUAGCACAUUGAUUGGUUGUUUAGUGAAAACCCUGACACCACUCAAAUUCUCUGCUCCAUUUUCCGCCUUUAGUGACAAUAUCACAGUGAUCAGGUUCAUCCAUGUUGGGAAAAUAUGGGAAAAGUCGACAUCAUAUUGAGAUUAAAAUAAAAUUUGCACUAUUUUAACUGUAUAAAGUAAAAGGACCAAUGUCUAAGUCAUUAAAAUGAGGCAUCCUCCUGUCCAUCAACCCACAUUAACAAAGGAAGUAACAAGGAAUGGCAGGAAGCACACUCAACUGUGAUGAGCAAGCCUGGCUUUGGGUCUUGGUUCUGCCACUGGCUAACUGUGUCUCCUUCACAUGUCACUUAAACUCAUGUUCCCCAGUGUUCUUAUUUGUAGGAUAAAAAUGUUAUAUAUUCCUAGCCUUCCUAAUGGGAUAUUGGGUGAUCAAACUAAUUGAUCUAUGAGAGAAAAUGAAAGCACAUUUCCAAGUAUAGUUUUAUACACAUAAAUGAAGAAUUAUUACACAGUUCUUUUAUUUUUUGAAUUUUAUAUGCAAAAAAAGCAUACUGCUAACCAGUGGCACAUAUUAACAUAGAUAAGAGCAGUAUAUUAGCUCCAAAACUCAUUUUUCUUUAAAAUAUAAAUUUUCAUUCAACCUGAAAAAAAAUACAUGAAAAUUGUUUUACAAUUCGAUUAUUAUAAAUUAAAUAAAUUAUACUGAUUUUAUCCUAUUCCCAUAUGCUACCCCCCCCCCCAAAAAAAUUAAAUGCUACUCAGAGCAUUCAGAACUGAAGACCUACUUCUUUAUUGAAGGGUGAGAUUUUAAUAGGUUUAGAGAAAUCAUCUCUAAAUAUAUUGCUUGGAUAUUGAACUUCCUCAUUUUUAAAGAAAAACAUACUUUAAUUUUGAGGGGAAUUGAUUAAAUGUAACACAUUGAAAGUUUAAAAAAAUACUAAUAAGUUUCGGGUUGUAUAUCUUUAUUAUACUCAUGAAAAAAUACAAAUUCACUCUUCCUCUAAGGAAGGUAAUAGUCAUUUAUUCUUCCUUUUAUUUUUCAUUCUUCCUGCCCUGACAAUGCAGUGUCGUUUACCAUUGAUAUUUCUUUAAAAUGAGCAUGCAGGGAAGGGAUCCCUAAAGAUGUGAUAGUGCUAGGACUUUAUUUUUAGAGACAACUAUAUCUGUUAAUGGUUGCCAUGGAUAUUUCCAGAAAAAGUCAGCAUUUUAGGAAGUUGAUAAUCAUCACUCGUAACUGGAGAAGAAAAGGGUUCAGAAAAAAUCUCCUGACAUAAAAAGGCUCUACUAUUUUCCCAUAAAAGGGAACUCUGGCCUACCUUUGGUCUCUUUUGCAGCUACUUACAUCCAGAGGUAUGCAUGAGAGGUUGUAUAACCAGUUCGUUUACUUUAUUCCAGUUGUAAUUUCUUUUAGAAUAAUUCAACUGAAGGUGCCACCAAAACAAAGAUCACCCCUGGGUAGCUAUUUGACCUGUAAGAGUAGGAGUCUUUCCACUUUAGGUGCUCCUCUGUUCCAAGAAACUGGUGGUGAGGCCAGGUCCAUCAGGAGAGCCAACAACAGGGCUUCUUUUUGCUCACCAGCAUCCCACUUAAGAGAACACGAGAUCCUGCCAAAGUGCUCCAAGAGUGCAGCUACCCAAUCUCCUGGCUUGUACUGGAAUUAUUCUAUGCAACACCAAUCCUUACGUGAAUGCAUUUAUGAAUGAUGUUGGUAACCCUUCUAAAAACAAAACUAUUUCUUUUUUAAUUGCAAAUAGGGAUCUUGGUGUUUUUUACUUUUUUGUAUAUAUCACAACACAUGAUUUUCCACUUUUUAUUUUAUUUUAUUGGAAUUAGUUUUUUUAAACCUAAUAGUGACAAAGUUUGUAAUCUCUUAAUAACAUGUGAUUAGUCCAUUUACAGCUCUUAUAUCUUGAAAAACAUCUUAAUUUUCCCCACAGUUUCGUUGAGUCAUCAGAGACUGAAGUUGCUUCUUGGUUUAAAAUUUGGUCCUAAACACCUUUUAGCCGUAGAACCAAAAGCACAGAAAGAAUUUUCACAAAGGACAGGGAUUUACAGAAUGGUUGUUGCAGACUUAAACAUUAGUUGCAAAAAGUUUUUUUCCCUGUUAUUACUUAAGAUAAAGGAGACUUUUGGUGACUCUGAAUUUUUUAUUUACCAUUUCAGUUUAAAAGAACAGUAUCCAUGACAAAGGGGCAGUGAUCACUUUGCUCCUUAAUAUUGCCCAUAUUGUAAUUACUCACACUACUAAAUGCAUAUUUUCAACCUAUUCAUGGAAUUAAUUUUGUGGAUCACACACAUUCAAAUAGCUAUAUUGUGGGACUAUUAUAGCUGGUAACCAGCUGAAACUGAUUCUUAUUAUAGGAACAGUUGUGAUGAUAGUGGUGAUAGCCGUAGUGACACUAGGCUGGUGGUGAUGUGAAGUAAAUUAAAAUUAUAUACUAUAUUGUGCCCAAUUUAUUAGAAAUUAUUUGAUCAAUGUUUCAUUUCAUUAAGAUAUCAUAAAGAUAUUUAUAGUAUUUUUUUACUUUGUUAUUUAAAUCAUAACUAAUAAUAUUUUUAAAAGCUUAUUUUCAUUGCUACAAUGUCUAAUAUUCCAAAAGCAGACGACUACAGCUAUAUAUGUUUAUAACUCUAAGUAUGACGGAGUGAUGUUCCCUCUUUUGAGCUUGAGAUGGAAGUGAAAGUUCAAUGAAUAAUUAUGAGCUGUCUCUUUAAUAAUUACUUGCCUUUGAUGUAAUACAAGAAUGAAUGAGUGAAGUAGAUUUUCUCAUUGAAUAUGACACAUUGAUAUGUUCUGUAUGUUCCGUGUUGUUGUUGUUGUUAAAGAUACCCAUUAAAUCAAAUGAUUCCUUAUCUGAUAGGUAGAUUGAGAGCAUUUUCUUAAUUCAUUACCCUGUAUAUAACUAUACAUUUGGUGAAAUAGACAAAGUUGAAGUAUUGAUUUCAUUUGGCAUUCAGCAUGUGAAUAUGAUUAUUGUUUGAUUGUGUCUAUAUAUUUGUUGGUGAUGUGCUCAGGUGCCCCCACUACCGAUUAAUGUGUGUGCUGAUAUCCUAACAAAAACACAUCUGAUGUUAAAGGAAAAAAUCAUUCUUAUCUGAGAAAAUAAAACCUAAUAAAAUUGGUUUCAAAAUACUUGGAAAUAUGUCUCGUUUCAAACUAUAUGUUGCAUGCCGUGUUGGUGAUCUGCUGAUGUGUUCUUUUCUGUUCUACUGAAAUCUCUCUGGAAAAUCUGAUGGACAAACACAAAUUUUGGGGCUAAGGGUUAUAAAAACUGAACUGAAAUACAUGAGAAUUGAA
Molecule: messenger RNA, 20404 nt
Organism: Phyllostomus hastatus (greater spear-nosed bat)
Lineage: Eukaryota; Metazoa; Chordata; Mammalia; Chiroptera; Phyllostomidae
Gene: PCLO
Product: piccolo presynaptic cytomatrix protein
Exons: 26
Coding region: 244-16038 (5264 amino acids)
Biological process (GO): protein localization to synapse; presynaptic active zone assembly
Cellular component (GO): cytoskeleton of presynaptic active zone; axon; GABA-ergic synapse
Molecular function (GO): protein binding; metal ion binding; structural constituent of presynaptic active zone
Source: RefSeq, a predicted model, not a curated record